This is a messenger RNA of Trichobilharzia regenti, 534 nucleotides long. Lineage: Eukaryota; Metazoa; Platyhelminthes; Trematoda; Strigeidida; Schistosomatidae. The record is from the annotation of a GenBank genome assembly.
GAAUAAACUUUUAAAGGCGAAAAGAGUCGGAAUUCAAAUGCCUAACAUAUGCCAUGGAUAUGCAAUUCCAGUUUGACAACACUCUUUAUCGCCAAACGCAUGGUGUAGCUAUGGGCAGUCCACUUAGCCAGGUUUUAGCAGAUAUAUUCAUGUCCAACCUUGAUAAAACAAAGUUAAAGCAUGCAAUCGACAAAACAACUCCUUAUUGCCUAUAUGUCAAUGACACAUUUGUAGUGUGCAACAAUGAAAGUCAUGCUUCCUACUUACUCAGAUUAUUCAACGACGCACAUACCAAUACUGAAUUUACUAUCGAACAUGAAAAUGAUGGAAAGUUCCAUUUCUUCGACAUUACCAUGUAACGCCUAGAAGAUGGUAGUCUCCAGAAGUCAAUUUACCGAAAGCCUACAUGGAAAGGACAAUACCUACAUUUUAAUAGUUUUGUCGAAAUAGCUUUAACAAGCACUAGUCAAGACUCUAUGCAAUAGAGCUACGAGAUUAUGCUUUACAGAGAAAUUAAAGGAAGAAGUGUUUUUC